AUGUCCAACAUGUCCAAUAUGCUUGGCUCCGCCUGGCGUGACUUCUGGCAUACCAUGACCUCGAAUGACCGUCAUGCCACCCACGACUCCCCCUACCGCACUGGCCGACACGUCCCUCUCAGUCAAAGCGCCCGUCACGAGCCACUCACCUCCAUUGCAACCAGCGCCCUUGACUCUCGUCCCGACCUUACCAGCCCCUACGACGACGAACAGCCCAAGGGGUCAGGCUUCUCCGAAGUCAACGAUGCCGGCUCCCCAAGUCGUCCCUACUCGCCGGGCAUGCGCUCGUCCGCGUCCCAGAAACAACGACGCUCCAACGACAACGCCGACGGCCCAGCCGAGAUCCAGAUGCAGAGUUUCCACGACGGGGCCCCGCCGCCUCCACCGGUCGCUCACUCCUGGAGGAAGAUCGAGCGCUGGCUCGAGCACAACUAUGAAGAACUCUUCGACAAUCUCGGCGAGGGGUGCACACAGAACGAUAUUAAUGAAUUGGAGCACGAGCUGGACUGCAGUUUGCCGCUGGAGGUGAGGGAGUCAUUGAUGCUUCAUGACGGCCAAGAACGGCCUGGGUUGCCGACUGGUGUGAUUUUCAGCUGUAUGCUGCUGGACUGCGAGGAGAUCGUUCAGGAAUGGAAGAACUGGAAGACGGUCAACGAGGAGUUUCUGAGCGCGUCGAUGUUGAACACCGCGCCCGUGUCCAGUGCUGCGGCCAGCUCGUCCGCCGCUGCUGCUUCGGCUCAACCUGCGAAUUCGAUGUGGCGACAGGAUCUGCUUGAUCGUCAAGACUCACAGCCUCCUGGUGCAGUUCAGAAAGCUUACGCUCACCCGGCUUGGAUCCCCAUGGCUCGUGAUUGGGGUGGAAACCACCUUGCCAUUGACCUGGCACCCGGCCCCGCGGGCAAAUGGGGUCAGGUCAUCAUCUUCGGCCGUGACUACGAUUGCAAAUAUGUCGUCGCUCGGUCCUGGGCGGCGUUCCUUGCCGUCUUCGCCGAUGACCUCUGCAGCGGCAAGGUCAUGGUCGAUGAGGAGACGCACGAGCUCAAGCUGCAGGAGUUCAAGUCCCAAAACGUCGAGCCUCCUUACCUGGAGAUUCUCCGCUGGAGAACCGAUCAGAAGUUCGGCCGCCGCCUCCCUCGCCGCAAGGCUCCGAAUGGUGUAGGCGCGAACGGUCAGGGUCCCCGGUCCAGUAGCCGUGAGUCGCCUUACGGUAGUCCGACUCGAGCUGACGAGCGUGGCCGCUCGCCGCACCGUUUCAACAAGGGCCAACCGGCCCCCAGUCCCAAGACCCCGUUCGGUGUGUCGAGUCCUCUUGCUCGCGUGACAGAAGAAACAACCACGAGUCCCAUCAAAACGGCGCCGACGAUCUCGGAAGAUCCCAAGGAGAAUGGCGAAGACGCCGAGACUGAGGACCUGCUCGAGGUGUCCACGCCACAGAUUUCCAACAAAGAAAACGAGGGAUUUUCCGACAAGACAAGUGACCAGAAAUCGUCGGAGACAGACAAGGCGGACCCCCCCACUCCAGGAUCUUCGAAUGUCAUGGACUCGGAGGUGCUCGGGGAGAUGAAGAACGUGGCCAUUUAG
Messenger RNA from Penicillium riverlandense, 1581 nucleotides. Its product is annotated as SMI1/KNR4 family protein. NCBI's taxonomy places the organism in Eukaryota, Fungi, Ascomycota, Eurotiomycetes, Eurotiales, Aspergillaceae. Gene Ontology annotation, biological process: cell wall biogenesis; regulation of fungal-type cell wall biogenesis. The coding region runs from base 1 to 1581 and encodes 526 amino acids. Gene Ontology annotation, cellular component: mating projection tip. The record is from RefSeq and is a predicted model, not a curated record. The transcript is spliced from 2 exons.